AUGCCGUCAAAUCUGCCAUAUGCCGCAGACGCAGAAAGUCCUCUCAAACCGGCAGAGUUACAAGUCCUUCGCGCACAGUAUGAGAAAGAGGGCGAGUAUGUGGGAGUCCAGACGAAAUUCAACUAUGCAUGGGGCUUAAUCAAAUCAAACCAGCGAAGCGAGCAACAACUGGGCGUACAGCUACUAUCCGACAUUUUCAAGACAACCCCUGAAAGAAGAAGAGAAUGCUUAUACUACCUGGCACUAGGAAACUACAAGUUGGGGAAUUAUGCUGAGGCGAGACGGUAUAACGAGUUGUUGCUAGAGAAGGAGCCGGGAAAUCUACAGGCUGCUAGCCUGCGACAAUUGAUCGAUGACAAAGUAUCAAGGGAGGGUUUGAUGGGUGUUGCAAUCAUUGGCGGUGUUGCUGUUGCUGCAGGCAUUGUGGGAGGCAUAAUAAUGAGAGGAUCACGGAAGAGGUGA
Messenger RNA from Cladophialophora psammophila CBS 110553, 462 nucleotides. RefSeq names its product mitochondria fission 1 protein. Gene Ontology annotation, biological process: mitochondrial fission; peroxisome fission; autophagy of mitochondrion. Gene Ontology annotation, molecular function: protein binding. The record is from RefSeq and is a predicted model, not a curated record. The coding region runs from base 1 to 462 and encodes 153 amino acids. The transcript has 3 exons. Gene Ontology annotation, cellular component: mitochondrial outer membrane; peroxisomal membrane. Lineage: Eukaryota; Fungi; Ascomycota; Eurotiomycetes; Chaetothyriales; Herpotrichiellaceae.